Molecule: messenger RNA, 2695 nt
Organism: Coffea eugenioides
Lineage: Eukaryota; Viridiplantae; Streptophyta; Magnoliopsida; Gentianales; Rubiaceae
Product: boron transporter 4-like
Exons: 14
Coding region: 72-2081 (669 amino acids)
Biological process (GO): monoatomic anion transport; monoatomic ion homeostasis; transmembrane transport
Cellular component (GO): plasma membrane
Molecular function (GO): solute:inorganic anion antiporter activity
Source: RefSeq, a predicted model, not a curated record
AACACGCACCAAAACACCUUGGAAAGGCACGCGGAGAACAGAGCUUGCUUUGUGGUUCUGCAGCUUCAGCAAUGGAGCAACUUAGUACUCCAUUACAGGGAGUCACUAAUGAUAUCAAAGGAAGGUUAUCAUGCUAUAAAAAUGACUGGCUUGAUGCCUGUGGUUCUGGUGUAAGGAUACUGGCUCCCACUGCUUACAUAUUCUUUGCAUCAGCUCUUCCUGUUAUUGCCUUUGGAGAGCAAUUGAGCAGAGAAACAGAUGGAAGCUUGAGCACCGUGGAGACUCUCACUUCCACUGCUCUUUGUGGUGUCAUCCACUCUGUUUUUGGUGGACAGCCUCUCUUGAUUUUAGGAGUUGCAGAACCAACAAUUAUUAUGUAUACUUACUUGUACAAUUUUGCCAAGGGUAGGCCAGAGAUGGGGCAGGGGCUGUUUCUAGCAUGGGCAGGAUGGGUCUGCGUUUGGACUGCCAUCCUGCUCUUCCUUCUUGCAAUAUUCAAUGCUGCCAAUAUUAUCUCUAGAUUUACAAGGAUUGCAGGGGAACUUUUUGGCAUGCUUAUUACUGUUCUUUUUUUGCAAGAAGCUAUUAAGGGUUUGGUGAGUGAGUUUACCAUUCCUAAAGGUGAAAAUCCCACAUCAGAAGCCUACCAGUUCCAAUGGCUUUAUGCAAAUGGGUUAUUGGCAGUUAUCUUCUCGAUUGGUGUGAUGAUCACUGCUUUGAAGAGUAGGAGAGCUAGGUCUUGGCAAUAUGGUACAGGAUGGCUUCGAGGUCUCAUUGCGGACUACGGUGUUCCCUGCAUUGUUGUGCUAUGGACAGCGUUGUCUUAUAGUGUACCUGAAAAAGUUCCUGAUGGAGUUCCCAGGAGGCUCUUUUCUCCUCUUUUUUGGGAUCCUGAAUCAUUGCACCACUGGACGGUUAUGAAGGAUAUGGCAAGGGUUCCUGUUGGAUACAUCUUUGCUGCCUUUAUACCUGCUUUAAUGAUAGCAGGUCUAUACUUUUUCGACCACAGUGUAGCUUCACAGUUGGCACAGCAGAAAGAAUUCAAUCUUCAAAAACCAUCUGCCUAUCAUUACGAUCUCUUACUUCUCGGCUUCCUGACAUUGCUUUGCGGGCUGCUGGGACUUCCUCCUUCAAAUGGGGUCCUUCCACAGUCACCCAUGCAUACCAGGAGCCUUGCAGUCCUCAAGAAGCAGUUGAUUCGUAAAAGAAUGGUAAAGAGUGCGAAAGAAUGCAUGAAGCAACAAGCAAGCCACACAGAGAUCUAUGGAAAGAUGCAUGCUGUUUUUGUGGAGAUGGACCCUGCUUCGCUUACUGCUGUGGACAAAGAAUUGGAGAACCUGAAAGAUGCAGUCUUGAAACAUGAAGAUGGAAAAGAUGCAAAUGGGACGUUUGAUCCAGAAAAAUGCGUUGAUGCAAACUUGCCAGUCCGAGUGAAUGAGCAAAGAGUGAGCAACUUGUUGCAGUCCGUGCUUGUGGGCCUCUCUGUAUUUGCUAUGCCUUUGAUCAAGAUGAUUCCUACAUCAGUUCUCUGGGGAUAUUUUGCAUACAUGGCCAUUGACAGUCUCCCCGGUAGCCAGUUCUUUGAGAGGAUGUUGCUACUCUUCAUUCCUCCUGGUCGACGUUUCAAGGUCUUAGAAGGAGCACAUGCUUCAUUUGUGGAGUCUGUGCCGUUCAAAAUCAUUGCAGCAUUCACUCUGUUCCAGUUUGUAUAUCUUUUGAUUUGUUUUGGUAUAACAUGGAUACCAAUUGCUGGAGUGCUCUUCCCAGUACCGUUCUUCAUUCUUAUAAGUUUAAGAGAACAUGUCCUUCCCAAGUUCUUCUCUCCUCAUGAUCUUCAAGAACUAGAUGCGGCUGAGUAUGAUGAAGUCGCUGGAAAUCCAUUCCACCGCAAAAGGAGUCUGAAUAUCAGGGAAGAUGAGUCACAGCCUGAUACUGAAGAUUACGAUGCUUUUGAUUGGUCACCUGAUGAGGUAUUGGAUGAGAUGACAACCAACAGGGGUGAAUUGAAGCGCAGGUCUCAAAACUUCAAUGAAAGGCAAUACCAGGUUUAUCCAGAAGGCCCGGGAUAUAGUAACAGCUAAAGGCGUACACGCUGACAUGAACAUUUGUGAUUUCCCAAACAAGAUUUUUGGGAAUAGUUUUGUCAAUGUAUCUUCUUGAUUGACUAUAGGACAUGAAGAAAACUAUAGACUACUUUGAGAAGAAGAAAAGAACAGAAAGGUGAAGGAAGAGAAACUUUUCACUCUAUUUCUUCAAAUUUUUACACACUAGAAGAAGCAGUGGAGAACUUUUGGAAGAAUUCCUUAAGGCACUUAACGUUGCUUAGGCUCUGAGCUGCCAAGCAGAAGCGGAUGGAAGGAAUAAAAGGAAGAGGAAAGCAUAAAAUGAUUGUUGGAUUAGAACAUAUACACUUGUUCACAAAGCUGAAAGAUGAAGGGAUGCAGUUCACAAGUAGUUAAUUCAAGAAUUGCCCUACUAUGAUAAUUCAGAAUUUGUUAGAUGCAUAGUGAAAUAGAAACUUUAGAAAAUAACAGUUGUAUCUUUUGGAUUGUUGUUUUUAAGUAGUUAGACAACUGCCCUGUUUGGCCUUGUAUCCCUAAACCAAGGCUUCAUGGGCAAGUAAAAUAGUUUUUCCUAGGACAUAUUUGUACCUUUAAAGUGCUACCAUUUUCAUUCCAUAUUAACUACACAGGUU